Molecule: messenger RNA, 2092 nt
Organism: Osmia bicornis bicornis
Lineage: Eukaryota; Metazoa; Arthropoda; Insecta; Hymenoptera; Megachilidae
Product: homeobox protein 4-like
Exons: 4
Coding region: 587-1339 (250 amino acids)
Source: RefSeq, a predicted model, not a curated record
UGGAUGUAUGGUUGCUAAGAUCACUGUGUGUUAUUGUCGUUUGAGGCAGUUAAUCUCAUAGUUUGUGUAUAUACAAUUUGAAUAAUUCUUGUGUGUAUUUGUUUAGUAAAGAAAGCAUCACAUAAACUGUUUAUCAUAUAACAUUAAUUGACUUCUUCUAUACGCUUAACGGAUUGGUCCAUUGUGAUACUGUGAGGGACAAAAACAAACAACUGGUUCUGUGCGAUCUUUCUCGAAUGGUGCAUCAAAUAUCAUAGAGCAAGUUGUCGAUAAAUAUAUCACAACUCAUCAGAUUCCAAAUCUUUUCUGCAUACGUUAACAGACGUAUGCAUUGUUUUACAGAAACGUGUUCAUUUUGUGAUCAGCUUAUAAGUGAACGAUAGAGGUUAGCGUCUGGCCGAGUUGAAGAAUUUGUAUCGUACGACGAAGUCUUGAAGCAUAUUUAUUGUACAUUUUUUUUAUAGCUGUGCCAAAAGCAUAUGUUACACAACACGAAUGCUUUUGUGAAAUUGUACGGAAGCAUUGCUUUGUUACGACGCAAACUCUAAGCCUGAAGCGCGUUCUCUAGAGCUCUCAGUGGUUCUAAAUGACAAAUGCAAUGGGAGGAGCAAAUCUUCGUACACCUUCGUCCAUAUUUCAACACAUGAUGGGUCAACAAAGUACAUCACAAUCUGGGCCAUGGUUACAAAUGCCACAAGUGCCUCCAAUGUCAAUAUCAUGGAGUUUGCCAGCCAUGCAGCAACCUGAAUUAGUCAGAUUUACUGGUGGACCAAGUUUUGAACCUAUUGCCCACCAGAAGAGAAAAUUUGAAACACCUGAUCUGUUGGAUACGAGGCAGACAAAACAAUUCAUAACGGAAGAAAAAAUGGCUGCGCACUUCAAGGAUCUGCACAUUAGUUCUAGUUUUCAGUCACACUCUUCGGUAGCAUCAACUUCAACAGCUGGUAUACAACCAUCGAACCUCCCUAAGGAGCUGAACAUGGAACUAGACAUGGAUGCAGCUAAUGUUGUUGAUGCAGAUCAAACGAAAUCUGGACAUCCCAGAUUGAUUCUAUCCGAAGAAUUAAAAAGACUCCAACAGGAACCCAUUCUUCCAUCUUCUUUGUUAUCCAAAUUAGAGAGGCCCUCCAUGGCUCUAGUUCUUUGGGAACCACCAAACAAACAUUUACGUAUCUUACCAACGCGAGAUACACCGACUCCUAUACCAAGUGCGUCCGACGAUAACAAUAACAAUAAUAAUAAUAAUAACAACAACAACAACAACAAUAAUGAAACUAUGUCUGAUCUAAAUCAAACAGUAUCAAGUAAUCGCUUAGUUUUUGAACCAAUGGAAUUAUGAAGGUAAUUCACUGGCAUAUUGCAUUCACAUUUUCGUAUACUGUUAGAAGAGGAAGAGGAAAAAGAAGAAGAAGGAUACGAUAUUGUGUUCUAAAAUGUAUGUAAAUUAGGUGAAAAAAAAAAAAAUCUGUCAUACCUUAUAUUUUUUAUUCGAUACUGUUGCACUUGUGGAGUGUUGUAAAAUAAUAGGUAUGAAGCCUUCUUAUCGAAUGAAUUGGUUAACUAAUUAUUCACUGAGGUUUUGUUACAAUUAUGUCUUUGAGUUAAAGAAAUAAAAAUACAAAAAUAGUCAUAAUCAGAUAAUCAACUUCGUUUUGUAUGUUAAAUAUGAUUUGCGUGCGUAUAUUAUACACAGGAAAAAAAAUAGAAAAAAAAGGAAUUUAUUCAUUAAUAAAUGCGUUCACGGAUUUAAUGUAAAACUCAGUAUUAUUGUAAUCAUUAUUAACACAUUAAGCCAAAUAAUUCGAUAGAUAUUAAUUUCUUCUAUGUUUGGAGUGUUAUGUUGGAUAGUUUGUUUCGUUAUAAAAAGGAAAGUACGAUUUAAGGAAAUGGAAUGCAUAAGGAAUGUAUAAAACUAAAAAUACAACUUGGUAGUUUUAUUUCUAUACUGUAUGUAUACAAUGUAAUGUUAAGGCCAUCGUAUGAAGUACAAUUCAAUUCAUUGUAUGAAUGACAUUUCGAUUAUCGCGAAUAAAUCUGAUAUGUUUUUGGAUGUAUGUUGAUUUUGCAUAAAAACAUGACAAGAUUUUAUUAA